AUGUCUGGAUCCAAAAGUAAAGGAUGUAUGAAAACAGCCAUCAUCGUUUUUAAUCUCAUCGUAUUUAUUGCAGGAUCUGCAGUGCUGGCACUCGGAAUUUAUAGUCUAGUUUCGGAUUAUGGUGCUAAACAGUUAUCCUCAGUGCUCGGGAACGAUUUGUAUCAUGAUGCUGCCUACGUUUCUAUAGCAGCAGGCGCCGCUAUAGCGGCUAUAUCUAUGUGUGGCUGUUGUGGUUCCAUUAAAGAAAGCAAGUGCAUUCUGGGAAUGUACCUGGUAUUCAUGAGCUUCAUCUUUGUCGUGUUACUAACCUCAGCCGUCCUUAUCUUCAUAUUUCUUGGACAAAUCUCCAAGGAUGCCAAAAUAUCAAUGACUUCAAUUCUGACAGAGCAGUACGGGGUGGAUUUAGACGACCGCGCCGACAACAGGGUGGUGACCGAUAUGUGGAAUUUCAUGCAGAAACAGUUGCAAUGCUGUGGUAUAUCAGGGGGAGUUAACUCCACCACGUCCUGGGCUGCGUACAAGCUGGAAUCGAAGUGGUAUGCACAAUUUUCAGCUGGUGUUCCGUACGUGCCAGAAAGUUGUUGUCGCCCGGAGGGGGACUUGGAGCUGUGUACGGGGAUGAGGAAGUUUUCUGGUCCCCCAGGAGUUGAUGUCCCACUUCUCCCCGGUACCGGCAGGAAUCCGCACAUGUAUGACACAGGUUGCUAUGAUGAGGUUGUCCAUUAUGUACAGAGCCACGCCCUUAUCAUCGGAGGCGGAGCAUUAGCUGCAGUUGUUAUCAUUCUCUUCGGCAUCAUUUCCGGUGUGUGUUUGUGCAAAAGAAUAAAGUAUGAUGCGUUCCUCACAUAAAACUCCC
Messenger RNA from Ylistrum balloti, 856 nucleotides. RefSeq names its product tetraspanin-18-like. The coding region runs from base 1 to 849 and encodes 282 amino acids. Gene Ontology annotation, cellular component: membrane. NCBI's taxonomy places the organism in Eukaryota, Metazoa, Mollusca, Bivalvia, Pectinida, Pectinidae. The record is from RefSeq and is a predicted model, not a curated record. The transcript has 8 exons.